AUGCUGAACUACAAAACGUUGGUGAACGCUGCGGCGCUGCUAGCCUUAAUGGGUGGUUCGAGUGGAACGCCGAUGAAGAUGGGGCUUACGGCAGCCCAGCCUUCGACUCCGGCGUCGGAUCCGGCAAAGGCGAAAUACUCCGUUUCGGUCUUCGGCAUCGGGGACUGGGGAGCGACAUUAUACAAGGGCUCGUGCUGUGGUAGCAAUUCCACGAACUACGAUCUCAAUUCUCAGGAAGUUGUGGCGAGCUUGAUGAACAUGGAAGCUGGAGCUUCCAUGGUACCCGAGGCCAUUCUUGCUCAUGGCGACAACUUCUACUGGAAUGGCAUCAACUAUCUCGGUGAACGUGAUAGCCGAUUUGCCGCGUCAUUUGAGGCCAAAUACGAUGGAGACAACAUCAAGAAUGUCCCCUGGGUGGCUGUCAUGGGCAACCAUGACUACGGCGGUUCUGAUUACAUCUGCAGCAGUGGCGAUAAGCUCGUUCCGUGCAACAACACGGCGGAGUUGUAUCAAGGACUCGAGAACAAGCUCAAGUGGCAAUCUGAGAUCCUGCCACGGGUGUGA
Messenger RNA from Phytophthora nicotianae INRA-310, 564 nucleotides. RefSeq lists its product as hypothetical. Gene Ontology annotation, molecular function: acid phosphatase activity; ferric iron binding; ferrous iron binding. NCBI's taxonomy places the organism in Eukaryota, Oomycota, Peronosporomycetes, Peronosporales, Peronosporaceae. The coding region runs from base 1 to 564 and encodes 187 amino acids. The record is from RefSeq and is a predicted model, not a curated record. The transcript has 2 exons.